This is a messenger RNA of Chaetomium globosum CBS 148.51, 204 nucleotides long. RefSeq lists its product as uncharacterized. The transcript has 2 exons. The record is from RefSeq and is a predicted model, not a curated record. Bases 1 to 204 code for a protein of 67 amino acids. Lineage: Eukaryota; Fungi; Ascomycota; Sordariomycetes; Sordariales; Chaetomiaceae.
AUGGUCUGGUUGUUGUGGAUUGUUUUUUUUUCCGAACUCCAUGUGGUACAACUGCUCGGAUGUGAUGUUGGGCCCGGGGCUGAAGUGGCCAAAGGGGAUUUGAGGUGCCUCCUUGCUUGUGCGGCGGGAGCAUGUGUGCAAGUGGUUCGGGAGCAUGUGUUCGGCCGAGAUCUGGAGAUGCAGUAUGGCCACAACAUCCGGUAG